CGAACGAACGAAACAGACCGAAAGCACACAAAACAGCGGACAAAGCACACAAACAGCACAAGCCGCACACAGCAAUCAACAGACAACAAGAUGAGCUCGGCCAAGUCGAAGACGAAGGUGAAGGUGAAGAAGGAGGUGAAGCUUGAGGAGGAUGAGGCCAUCGACUGGGCCGAGGAUGAUGGCGAGGCUGAGGACUUUGAGGAGCUGCAGCGACGCGAAGAGGCUGUCGCACCCCAUGAUGAGGAUGGCGCAAUUGACAUGUCGCACAUGCAGCUGAAACCCGAUCAUGAAGUGCGCCCCAUCAUUGUGACGCCAGACAAGCGCAUCUUCCUGGAGACGUUCUCCCCCGUGUACCAGCAGGCAGUGGAGUUUCUCAUCGCCAUUGCGGAGCCCGAGCGACGCCCAGAGAGUAUCCAUGAGUACAGGAUGACGCGUGACUCUCUUUAUGCGGCCGCAUCACUUGGCCUCGGCGCCGAUCACAUCAUCGAAGUCUUGCACCGGCUCAGCAAGACAAGCAUCCCGGCUGUGGUGUGCGAGUACGUUCGCCACUACACGUCGCGCUACGGCAAGGUCACCCUCUUCCUUGAAAAGAACAGAUACUUCCUUGAAAGCUCAGAUCCAAGCGUCCUCCAGACGCUGCUGCGUGAUCCCGAGAUCCAGAGCGGCCGCGUCAUGCAAGUGGAGGGCGAAGGUGCAGACGCAGACGGCGGCCUCAUCACCAAGCAGGUGCCCAGCGUCGAUCCAACAAAGAUUGCAGGACUGCGACCGGCCGGCCAGGCAAAGCCUUCAAGUGCAGAGGGGGGAGAUGAAGAGUUGACGGACGCCGCUAUCCUUGCAGCAACAGAACGCGCAGAACUGGAGGCGGCGCUGCCUGAGGACCUGCGGAUGCUGCUGAGCAACAUCGAGGGCGAUGUGGAGAAGGAGGACGAUGUGGAUCGCGUCUCGUUUGAGAUCAAGCGCUCGUCCGUGCAGACCAUCCAGAAGCGACUGCUCAAGGACCUCGAAUACCCGCUCCUGCUCGAGUAUGACUACACACACGACCCGUCCAUCCCGCGCCUGGACAUUGACCUGAAGCCGACGUGUCGCCUGCGCCCGUACCAGGAGAAGAGUCUUCGCAAGAUGUUCAACCACGGCCGCGCGCGCUCAGGCAUUAUCGUUCUCCCGUGUGGCGCCGGCAAAACGCUGACGGGCGUGACGGCGGUGUCCACCAUCAAGCGCCGCGCAAUUGUGCUGUGCACGUCCAACGUUGCUGUUGAGCAGUGGCGGAGAGAGUUUGUGCGGUGGUGUGACGUCGACCACAGGGUUGUACGCAAAUUCACGAGUGCCGACAAGCACAUGCCACCAGAUAACUGCAUCUUGUGUGCAACCUACUCCAUGCUUGCUGCAAAGCAGAACAGAUCUGUGGAGGCGAAGCAGAUGAUCGAGUGGAUCACAGGCCGCUCCUGGGGCAUCAUGAUCCUCGAUGAGGUGCAAACGGUGCCGGCGAAGACGUUCCGUGAACUCCUCACCCGCAUCCCCGCACACUGCAAACUCGGACUUACCGCCACGCUCGUUCGUGAGGACGGAAAGAUCAACGAUCUCCGCUUCAUGGUCGGGCCAAAGCUGUACGAAGCAAACUGGAUUGAUCUUCAGGAAGCAGGGUACAUUGCGCGGGUAAAGUGCUUCGAGGUGUGGUGCCCAAUGGUGCAGUCGUUCUACGAACAAUACUGGCGCACAGAUUCGCACGCACAGAAGAUGAAGCUCUGCGUGUGCAACCCGAACAAGUUCUCUGCGUGCGAGUUUUUGAUCCGCAAGCACGAGGCGCGUGGCGACAAAAUCAUCGUGUUCUCCGACGACAUCUUUGCCCUGCACGAGCUGGCCACCAAACUCAACAAGGAGUACAUAUCUGGCGACACGCCCGACCGCCAGCGCCACGAGAUUCUGGACCGCUACAAGAAGCGCGACGACUUCCGCACCAUCUUCUUCAGCAAGAUUGCAGACAACGCAUUUGACCUUCCAGAGGCAAACGUCCUCAUCCAGGUGUCAUCACAGGGCGGUGCUCGCCGCCAGGAAGCGCAGCGCCUCGGUCGUAUUCUCAGGGCGAAAUCCAACACCAAGACGCGUCCUGGUGAACCCAACGCGUUUUUCUACAGUCUUGUGUCGCGCGACACGAAGGAGAUGGCGUAUGCGACGGCGCGGCAGCGGUUUCUUGUUGACCAGGGCUAUGCGUUCCAGGUGCUGACCCGGCUUGUUGGGUUUGAGGAGGAGGCGAAGGUGACGCCGUUUGUGUUUGAUUCGCCCGCAGAACAGAAGCAGCUCCUCAUCAAGAUUGCAGAGUCCUCCAGCAUGAUUGAGGAGGCAAGGAACGCUGCCAAUGCAGCGAAGAAGGCAAAACGAGCAGGCAAGUCCGUUGUGCAGCGCGCGUCGAUGGAUGCGUUUGCGGGCGCGGGCGAUAUGGUGUAUGAGGAGCGCCGUGUGCGCAAGAAGAAACCUCUCAGGAAACUGCUGUUUGGCCGCAGGAAGUGAUGUGUGCAUGCCUGUCUGUCUGUUCGUUUGUGUGUGUCUGUGCGUCUGUGUGUGUGUGUGUCUGUCUGUCUGUCUGCGUGUGUGUGUGUGUGUGUGUAUGUGUGUGUGUGUGUGUUUUGCAAACACUGCGCCUCUGGGCUCCCUGUUUAGCGGCCGUGAGGAUGUCGUGCAUGGCUGCAGUUGCGUCCUUCGCCCACCCCAGCGCCGAUGUGCAUGACAAUAGAUUCUGCAUAAAACGAACUUGGUUUGUGUCAAUUCAUACGGGCACGCUGCAACAUCAGCGAAUAUGUGCGGAUGGGGAAGAGCGGAGAUGGGAAGCGAGUCGUUGUGAGUCGUGAUGGUGCUUCUGAUGGGCUGAACAGAAGCCAAGCCAGGUGCCAGUAAAC
Molecule: messenger RNA, 2891 nt
Organism: Salpingoeca rosetta
Lineage: Eukaryota; Choanoflagellata; Craspedida; Salpingoecidae
Exons: 22
Coding region: 91-2505 (804 amino acids)
Biological process (GO): nucleotide-excision repair; transcription initiation at RNA polymerase II promoter
Cellular component (GO): transcription factor TFIIH holo complex; transcription preinitiation complex; nucleotide-excision repair factor 3 complex
Molecular function (GO): 3'-5' DNA helicase activity; DNA binding; hydrolase activity
Source: RefSeq, a predicted model, not a curated record